CUCUCUCUCUCUCUCAUGAACCGGGACGAAGAAAAGGGUUGGGACAGCGAGGAAUAGCUGGAGGGAGGGAUGGCUGAAUAACGAGGAGAGAAACACCCACUCCGGACUGACCGAAUUGUAUCAGGAGAGAAGGAGUGAGAGAGAAAGAGAGAGAGGGAGAGAAAGAGCAAGAAGAAAGCGGAACCAACCAUCCUAGUAUUCAGAGGAUUUCCUUUGGGGAUAAAAGGACGCCUCGAAUUGAUGCUGGAGAGGUCUAGACUGCUGCUUGUGAGGAUGUUGUCAACGGGGCAGAUGAGGUGGUGCUUGUGGGCUCCACUGGUGUUACUGGCCCUAGUUUCCCAUUCCCCCUCUAAGGCACAAGAUGAGGUUCCAGCUCCGAGGAGGCUGCGUUUCAAAGUGCUGAGCUCAAACAAACUCCUUGUUUCCUGGAAAGAGCCCAAAGGAGACUUUGACAGCUAUCUAUUCCUCUACAACAGUACACCAGGUGGUCAGCAGAGGGAAAUCAUAAUAUCUAAAUCUGACACAAAGGUGUUGAUAACAGACUACAACCCCUCUAAGGACUACACUGUCAGUGUCAUCAGUGUCAGUGGCAGUGAGCAGAGCAGACCUCUUCAGGGCAGACAUAAAGCUGAAAGAGGUGAGAGUGAUGGAGUAGACAAGACUGAGCCCGAGAGGCUGACUGAGCCAGUUGUACCUCCUGAGGAUGCCAACGAGAUCUCUGGAGUUGAUCAGUUUGUGUGCCACACUGAGGCCAUUGCAGACAUUGUGAUCCUGGUGGACGGCUCCUGGAGUAUUGGUCGGCUCAACUUCCGACUGGUCCGCACGUUCUUGGAAAAUUUGGUCAAUGCCUUUGAUGUUGGCAUCAAUAAGACAAGGAUAGGGCUGGCUCAGUACAGUGGUGAUCCCAGGAUAGAAUGGCAUCUAAAUACUUUCUCCGCGAAAGAUGCCGUCAUUGAUGCUGUUAAGAACCUGCCAUACAAAGGAGGAAACACUCUCACAGGCCUUGCAUUGACCUAUAUCCUGGAGAACUGCUUCAAGCCUGAGUCUGGCUCACGGGUGGGUAUACCCAAGAUUGGGAUCCUCAUCACAGACGGGAAGUCCCAGGACGAUGUCAUACCUCCUGCAGAGAGCCUGCGAAAUGCUGGGGUUGAGCUGUUUGCUAUUGGUGUUAAGAAUGCUGAUGAGAAUGAGCUGCUCUCCAUCGCCUCAGAGCCGGACAACACUCACGUCUACAACGUGGCCGACUUCAACAUCAUGAGCUCCAUUGUACAGGGUCUGACCAAGACUGUGUGUGAACAAGUGGAGCUGCAAGACAAGGACAUCAAACAGAAACAGACACCAGAGGAGACAGGAGAGCCACUUGAGCUGUUGACAUCAGAAGUCACACCCAGGAGCUUUAGGGUUUCAUGGAGCCACGCCCCUGGAAAUGUAGAGAAAUACAGAGUGGUUUAUCACCCUGCUAGCGGAGGAGAACCACAGGAGGCUGUAGUGGAUGGUAGUGAGACUUCAGUGGUGUUACAGCAUCUCACCUCUCUCACUGAGUACCGUCUGGCUGUGUUUGCUGUGUACGCAAACGAGGCAAGUGAAGCUCUCAGAGGAUCAGAAACAACCUUGGCCCUUCCCACAGUGACGGCCCUCCAGCUAUUUGAUGUGACUCACAGCACAAUGAGAGCAAGAUGGGACAGCGUGGAUGGAGUUUCUGGCUACAUGCUGCUGUAUGCACCUCUUACAGAUGAGGGAGACCUGGACGAGAAGGAGGUCAAGGUGUCGGAUGCAGUGACACAGCUGGAGCUGGAUGGAUUGACCCCUCGCACUGAAUACACCGUCACUGUUUAUGCCAUGUAUGGGGAGGAGGCCAGUGACCCUAUUACAAACCAGGAAACUACAUUACCACUGAGUCAUCCCAGCAACCUCCAGUUCUCUGACAUCACUCACAACUCCGCCCACAUCAGUUGGGACCCCGUGCCCAGAGGAGUUAAGGGAUACCGCAUCAUGUGGGUCAAGACAGACGGACUAGUCACAGAGGAGGUGGAGGUAGGUCCAGUGAACUCCUAUGACCUCAGUGAGUUGACGUCUCUGAUGGAGUACUCAGUGGCCAUCUUUGCCCUGUAUGAUGAGGGCCAAUCGGAGCCACUCACAGACGGAUUCACUACCACUCCAGUUCCUGGUCCUUUGGAUCUACGCUCCAAUGAUGUUGGCAUAGACAGCUUUCAGGUCAGCUGGGAUCACUCAGCCAAUGACAUCAUCCUCUACAGACUCUCCUGGGCACCGUUCACAGGUGGCGACACAAAGGAGGUGGUCUUGAGUGGAAGUGAAAACAGAUACAUGCUGACCAGUCUGAGUCCGUCGACUGAGUAUGAAGUUAUGUUAACAGCUGUAUUCAAAGAUGAAUCUGAGAGUGACACUGUCUCUGUUAUAGAGACCACAUUGGCCAAGACAACAACGAUUGCUACCACAACCACAGUGGCACGUCUGGCUGUGAGAAACCUUCUGCUGAGUGACGAGACCACCCAGAGCUUAGAGGCAUCAUGGGAGUUGGAAGACCCCCAAGUGGAAAGCUACAGGGUCUCCUACGCUGGCCUCAGGGGCGACCACCAAGAGGAGUCUGUGUUAGUUCCUGGUGGUCAGAGGAGAGCAGUGCUUCAGCCUUUACUGCCUGACACCCAGUACAAAGUGACAGUCACCCCAGUUUACACUGACGGAAAAGACGGAAUCAGUGUCUCUGCCCUGGGUGCCACAUUGCCCCUCUUGUCUCCCGGAAACCUACGGGUGUCAGAAGAGUGGUACAACCGCUUCAGGGUCACCUGGGAUCCACCUCAGUCUCCUACAGUGGGUUACAGGAUCAUCUACCAGCCCAUCUAUGUUCCAGGGCCAGUUAUGGAGACAACAGUGGGUAAAGAUUUGAACUCCAUGCUGCUUCUGAAUCUACUAACUGGGACGGAGUACAGUGUUCAAGUGACGGCUUCCUACCCUACAGGACAAAGUGAACCACUGCUAGUAAAUGCCAAGACAUUGAUCCUCGGUGUCUCUGGCUUGUCGACCUAUCAGGUACGUCCCAACAGCCUGUGUGUCCAAUGGCUGCCUCUUCUCCAUGCCACGUUAUACAGAGUCUCCAUACAGUCUACACUCAAUGGUCAGAGGCAGGAAGUGAGCCUGGGAGGUGGUGCUUCCCGACAGUGCUUCUAUGACCUGACUCCCAGUAGCCAGUACCAGAUCAGCAUUCACACCCAGAUGCGGGAAAUGGAGGGACCUUCUGUCUCCAUCACUGACAUGACGCUGCCAGCGCCCACUCAAGCUCCGACUGAACCCCCCACCACAGAGCCCCCUCCCACCAUCCCACCUGCUAAAGAAGUGUGUAAGGAGGCCAAGGCUGACCUGGCAUUCCUGGUCGACGGUUCCUGGUCCAUAGGAGAUGACAACUUCAUGAAGAUCACGCGUUUCCUCUACAGCACCAUGGGAUCACUGGAUUUGAUUGGCCCGGAUGGCACCCAGGUGGCCAUUGCUCAGUUCAGCGACGAUGCUCGGACAGAGUUCCAGCUGAGUUCCCAUGGCAACAAAGAAGCGCUGUUGGAAGCUAUUCAGAGGAUCAGAUACAAGGGAGGAAACACCAAGACAGGUCGGGCCAUCAAACAUGUGAAGGAGACUAUUUUCACCCCAGAGGCCGGAGCUAGAAGGGGCGUUCCUAAAGUCCUGGUUGUUCUCACUGAUGGACGUUCACAAGAUGAUGUCAACAAAGUGUCCAAGGAGAUGCAGAUGGAUGGCUAUAUCAUCUUUGCCAUUGGCUUUGCGGACGCAGACUACGGGGAGCUGGUGAAUAUUGCCAGCAAGCCCAGCGAUAGACACGUCUUCUUUGUGGACGAUUUGGAUGCUGUGAAGAAAAUAGAAGAACAGCUCAUUACUUUUGUCUGUGAGGCUGCCACCGCCACUUGUCCAUCAAUUUUGAUGAGUGGUAACACAAUGGCAGGUUUCCGUAUGAUGGAGAAGUUUGGCCUAGUAGAGAAGGAGUACAGCACCAUACCUGGAGUUUCUCUGGAGCCAGGUUCAUUCAACAGCUUCCCCUGUUACAGAUUACACCGUGACGCCCUGGUGUCACAGCCCACCAAGUACCUUCACCCUGAAGGUUUACCCUCUGACUACACCAUUUCUAUGAUGCUCCGUCUACUUCCUGAGACCCCGCAGGAGCCCUUUGCAUUGUGGGAAAUCCUCAACAGGGACAACGAGCCAUCGGUGGGACUAAUCCUGGACAACUCUGGAAAGACCCUGAUGUUCUUCAACUAUGACUACAAAGGAGACUUCCAGACCGUCACCUUUGAAGGAACUGAAAUCAAAAAAAUCUUCCAUGGCAGCUUCCACAAGCUCCAUGUAACCAUCAGCAAGACGUCUGUGAAGGUGGUGUUAGAUUGUUCUGUGGUCGGGGAAAAAUCCAUCAGUGCUGCUGGCAACAUUACCACCGAUGGAGUGGAGAUCCUCGGAAGGAUGGUUCGUUCCAGAGGCAGACGCGACAACUCUGCUCCAUUCCAGCUCCAGAUGUUUGACAUCAUCUGCAGUACAUCCUGGGCCAGCAGAGAUAAGUGUUGCGAACUGCCAGCAUUGAGAGUUGAGGAGCAGUGCCCCUCCAUGCCUCAUGCCUGUACCUGCUCCCAGGACAGCAAAGGACCUCCAGGACCUUCCGGACCCCCUGGCGGUCCAGGCAUAAGAGGAGCCAGAGGAGACAGAGGAGAGCCAGGAGUGACGGGACCUCAUGGUCCAGUGGGAGAGAUUGGCCCUACUGGACCCCCAGGGCCGCCAGGUCCUCAGGGACCCAGUGGUCUCUCUAUUCAGGGCCCCCCGGGUGCUGCUGGGGAGAAGGGAGAGAGAGGAGAGAUCGGUCCAGCCGGACAAAUGGGUGUUCCUGGAAGCUCGGGCUCCCCUGGUAGAGAUGGCCCCCCAGGAGUAAGGGGUCUGCCAGGUAAUAAUGGACCACAGGGACAACAAGGACCUCCUGGACCCCUUGGAUCCCCAGGAGCACCAGGAGCUCCAGGACCUGGUGGGCCAGCAGGGGCCCAAGGAGAUCAAGGACUUCCUGGUUCUGCUGGUACCAAAGGCGAUAAGGGAGAAAGAGGUGAUGUGCAAUCCCAAGCUGCUGUGCGUGCCAUCGCACGGCAAGUGUGUGAACAGCUCAUCCAGAGCCACUUGUCUCGCUAUAACUCUAUACUGAACCAGAUCCCUGUCCAGUCAGCGGUGUCAGUCCGAACAGUACCCGGGCCACCCGGAGAGCCAGGUAGGAGAGGCCUCCCAGGACCUCAGGGAGAGCAAGGGCCAUCUGGCAGGCCAGGCUUCCCUGGUGCUAGCGGCCAGAAUGGACAACCAGGAGAGAGAGGUCUGCCGGGAGAGAAGGGAGAGAGGGGGAGUCCUGGGAUUGGGAGUCAGGGACCUCGAGGACAAUCCGGACCUCCAGGCCCGCCAGGGGAAGGACGGACAGGCAGCCAGGGCCCCCCUGGUCGGCCUGGUAACCCGGGAACACCGGGGAGGUCGGGGAAUCCAGGUGCCUCAGGACCAGCUGGCCCACCGGGAUACUGUGAUCAGAACUCCUGUGUGGGGUACAACGUUGGAGUUCAACAGGACUAUGGGAAUGAUUACUGAGGAGCAUUCUCCAACCGUCCUCCUCUCCUCUCCUCACCUCCCUCCACUCCUCCCUCUGUGCCCUGUACAUAAGACUAAAAACUGAGUUGUUUGAAAUUGAUAAAUUAUUUCUUCGACGCCUCCAUAUUUCUUGAUGGAUAAUUACUCCUGGCCCGGUCUUUGACCUUUCACCCUGCAGCAGCGGUUUUUAGAUUUUGUUUCUACAGAGACCUUUUUUCUGAAUUACUCUUGCGACAAACACUUCAUUUUUGUUUGAUCUUCUGUCAAAUUAUUUGGAUUUUUUUAAGCAAUCUCACAGCAUGGAAUUUUGUAUUCACUCAUUUAAAGUUAACAAGUGAUUUUAGUCAACUCUGUGUCCAAAUUUUGGUCUGGUGUAAGUUUUUAGAAACAUUCGCACCAGAUUUAAGCCUUUAUGCACACAAUGCUCUUUGAUUCCUUAUUUACGGUAAAUAGAAACUGGAUUAAUUUUGACUAUCAGUUAACUUUCUUGAUAGAUUUGGAUCGUUAAUCUGGCUGCUUCAUCAUUUACAGUCUCUUACACAAAAAUGGAUUAGUUUACCUUCCCACAUAACAAGAACAAAACCCCAAAAUGCUGCUGCGAUGAUCACCGCCACUCAUCUCAGUUCACACAAUGGUUUGCUGCAGCAGCCUCCGCUUCAAGCUCAAAUCUCUACGAAAAAUAAUCUCAUCUUUUAAAGCCUGAUGGAUCAGCUAAAUAGUGAUGAAUUGCUUUGAUGCUGAUUAGCUGCAUUUAUUAGUGAACAACCCCUCUAUUUGUACAUCUCAUGUACUGCUAAUGUGACCUGGAUGUGAUCUUUUCAUUUCUGGAAAAAUGAUCAGAUCUGGGCAAUAUGGGGUAGCCCACAAAUCUGAUUUUCCUUAAGUUUCAUUAACACAUUUCCUCAUUAACCAGAACGUUUGGACCAUCGUAGGUACCAAAUCUGC
Perca flavescens (yellow perch) is the source of this 6567-nucleotide messenger RNA. RefSeq names its product collagen, type XIV, alpha 1a (gene col14a1a). Gene Ontology annotation, cellular component: interstitial matrix. The transcript is spliced from 48 exons. Gene Ontology annotation, molecular function: protein binding. The record is from RefSeq and is a predicted model, not a curated record. Bases 241 to 5622 code for a protein of 1793 amino acids. Lineage: Eukaryota; Metazoa; Chordata; Actinopteri; Perciformes; Percidae.